This is a messenger RNA of Artibeus jamaicensis (Jamaican fruit-eating bat), 1954 nucleotides long. It is a transcript of the gene SERPING1, whose product is annotated as serpin family G member 1. Gene Ontology annotation, molecular function: serine-type endopeptidase inhibitor activity. Gene Ontology annotation, biological process: negative regulation of endopeptidase activity. The record is from RefSeq and is a predicted model, not a curated record. The transcript has 8 exons. Bases 131 to 1693 code for a protein of 520 amino acids. NCBI's taxonomy places the organism in Eukaryota, Metazoa, Chordata, Mammalia, Chiroptera, Phyllostomidae.
AGACCGACCCCCCCCAACACACACAUACACCCCACCCUCCCUGAUCCCGUGGGACUAUCCACUCGGUCUGCACUGAAGCAACCCAGUCACCGGGAGUUGGAAGCAGGUCCGCAUUGACGUUGCCUCCCAGAUGGCCUCCAGGCUGACCUCGCUGACCCUCCUGCUGCUGUUGCUUCUGGCUGGGGGCAGAGCCUCCUCAGACCUGAAGGAUACUGACCAUGGCCCUGCAGAUGCAGAGAGCCUGCCAGAGGAAGGCAAAAGAAACACCUUAAAGAAAGGGAUCCCCGAGAAUCAACCCAUUCAACCCACCGGGGGCAAAGAAAUAAAGGAAGAGGUUCCUGAGAAUCAACCCAUUCAACCCACCGGGGGCAAAGAAAUCUUAGAGGAAGAGGUUCCUGAGAAUCAACCCAUUCAACCCACCGUGGGCUCUUCUCCCACACCAACAACCAACUCAGCCAUCCUCAUAGCCAAUAGCACUUUGCAAAGCACCUCUCAGCCCGGCAUUGAGUCAACCACUGAACCUACCCUCCCAACUACCCAGCCCACUACUGGGCCCCUCUGCCCGGAGCCUGACACCUACUGUCCUAACUCGGAGGACCCUUCAGUAAGGACCACGCUGCAGCAGGCUUUGGUAGAUUUCUCCCUGAAACUCUACCAUGCCUUCUCGUCCGUGAAGAAGCCCGAGAGCAACAUGGUCUUCUCACCUUUCAGCGUUGCCAGCCUGCUCACACAGGUCCUGCUUGGGGCUGGGGGCAACACCAAGAAAAACCUGGAGACCAUCCUCUCCUACCCCGAGGAUUUUGCCUGCGUCCACCAGGCGCUGAAGGCCUACCCAUCCAAAGGCUUCACUUCAGCCUCUCAGAUCUUCCGCAGCGCAGACCUGGCCAUAAGGGAUGCCUUUAUGAAUGCCUCUCAGAAUGUGUAUGGCAGCCCCGGAGUUCUGGGAAAUGACAGUGAUGCCAACCUGGACCUCAUCAACGCCUGGGUGGCGGAGAAGACCAAUCACAAGAUCAAGCAGCUGCUAGACAGCCUUCCCUCCGACACCCGCCUGAUCCUCCUCAAUACCGUCUACCUGAGUGCCAAGUGGAAGAUACCAUUUGAACACAGAAAAACCAAGAAGGAGCCCUUUCACUUAAAAUCCUCUGUGAUAAAAGUGCCCAUGAUGAUCAGCAAGAAGUACCCAGUGGCCCAUUUCACUGACCCGACGUUGAAGGCCAAGGUGGGGCAACUGCAGCUGUCCAACAACCUGAGUAUGGUGAUCCUGAUACCCCAGACCAUGAGGCACAGUCUCAAAGAUGUGGAAAAGGCCCUCAGCCCCGCUGUCUUCAAGGCCAUCAUGAAUAGGCUGGAGAUGACCAAGUUCCAGUCCACUUAUGUGACGAUGCCCAGAUUAAAACUCAGUAGCAACCAGAACAUGCUGACAAUCAUGGAGAGCCUGGAAUUCUACGACUUUUCCUAUGAGCUCAACAUGUGCAGGCUGACGGAGGACCCAGACCUUCAGGUUUCUGCGAUGCAGCACCAGGCGGCGUUGGAGCUGACGGAGGCUGGAGUGGAGGCUGCUGCAGCCUCGGCUGUCUCGGUGGCCCGCUCUUUGAUGGUCUUUGAGGUGCAGCAGCCCUUCCUCUUCCUGCUCUGGGACCAGCAGCACAGGUUCCCCAUCUUCAUGGGGCGGGUGUAUGACCCCAGCAUCUGAGACCUGCAGGGGCCAGUCCAGGGCCAGCUGUACCCGGUCGCAGCCCCCCACCCCUGCCACCCCCUGCUGCCUGCCUGAACUGGUCUCCAGCCACGUCCCACCUCUGGUGACCUCUGUCCUCCACCUGAAGGGCACCUUCAGAGUCUGGUAAAGGGACUGCCUUCUAGCAUCCCUUCCCUGUGACUCUCCAAAAUGCUUUUUUGCAGCUUUCUCUGGUUCAAGUUCACUAGACUCUACAAAAUAAAAAUUGGCAAACCACGA